Messenger RNA from Anopheles maculipalpis, 585 nucleotides. RefSeq lists its product as uncharacterized. The transcript is spliced from 3 exons. Lineage: Eukaryota; Metazoa; Arthropoda; Insecta; Diptera; Culicidae. The coding region runs from base 1 to 585 and encodes 194 amino acids. The record is from RefSeq and is a predicted model, not a curated record.
AUGGCGACAGUAUAUUCCACUACUGUCGUAACAUUGCUCACUGUGCUCGUAGUGUUUUCCAACUUUGAAUCAGAAAUCAGUGCUUUAAAGGUCCAGCUAAUACCCAUCGGUACAAAAAUCGAGUCAAAUUGUUAUGGCAAGCACAUUAACAUAUCGUGCACAUUACGACCGGGACUUUCCGUAGCAAAUCAAACGUUCAACUGUGAUAUUGAAUUGUUUCGCGAAAUCAAAGAAAUGAAGCUAGUAGUCAGCUACUACACCAUCACAAUGAAUCGGAUCCUUCCAGCUGCGCUGGUGAAACGAUCGCUUGAUGUGUGUUUUUUCCUACGCAAUCCCAAAUCCGAUCGGCUGGUAAGCACGGUUUACAACUACGUACGGAAGCACAGCAAUGUACCACUUCGAUGUCCGAUGCUUACCGGUAAUUACUAUGUGCGAGAUCUACGGCUCGACGAUGUUCCGGUACCGGCCUUCCUGCCCGAAACUGAGUUCAUGCUGGAGGUAAUCUUUCGCUCGGAGGUAAAGCAUGAAACGUUGCUGGAGUUUAUGUUUUAUGGGAAAUUGGUGCGAUUUAUUGAAAUGAAAUAA